AUGCCCAGACCUGGGUGGCCUUCCCUGCUUCUGCUGACUAUUCUGGUGGCCCUGGUGGCCACCACAGACCCAGCCAAGAAUCAGGUGAAGGUGUUGAGGAAAUUAGAACACAUCGAUUCUUCAAAUGCCAACGUGAAACAGUGUCUGUGGUUUGCCAUGCAAGAAUACAACAAACAAAGCGAGGACAAGUACGUCUUCCAGGUGGUCAAGAUACUACAAUCCCAGCUGCAGGUCACAGAUCGUAUGGAAUACUUUAUUGAUGUGGAAAUUGCCCGCAGCACCUGCAAAAAGCCUUUAAACAACACUGAAAACUGUGUCAUUCAAGAAAAAUACAAACUGGGAAAGAAAGCAAUUUGCAACUUUUUGGUAGGAGCGCUUCCCUGGAAUGGAGAGUUCACCGUGAUGAAAACAAAAUGUGUGGAUGCCUAG
Messenger RNA from Trichechus manatus latirostris (Florida manatee), 429 nucleotides. Its product is annotated as cystatin-8. Gene Ontology annotation, molecular function: cysteine-type endopeptidase inhibitor activity. The record is from RefSeq and is a predicted model, not a curated record. NCBI's taxonomy places the organism in Eukaryota, Metazoa, Chordata, Mammalia, Sirenia, Trichechidae. The transcript is spliced from 3 exons. Gene Ontology annotation, cellular component: cytoplasm; cell surface; extracellular region. The coding region runs from base 1 to 429 and encodes 142 amino acids.